Corylus avellana is the source of this 1652-nucleotide messenger RNA. RefSeq names its product 7-deoxyloganetin glucosyltransferase. Gene Ontology annotation, molecular function: quercetin 7-O-glucosyltransferase activity; quercetin 3-O-glucosyltransferase activity. NCBI's taxonomy places the organism in Eukaryota, Viridiplantae, Streptophyta, Magnoliopsida, Fagales, Betulaceae. The record is from RefSeq and is a predicted model, not a curated record.
UGUCAAUUACCAUUUAUCAUCGUAGGUAAAUUUUUUUGUUAUUUAUAUGCAAGGAAGGUGCAACAUGCUUGCUACAGAAAGGGAGAGAGGAACAUGGAUUCCAACAGAGAAGAAGCUGAGCAAAAGCCUCAUGCAAUCUGUGUUCCAUUGCCAGUUCAAAGCCACAUAAAAGCCAUGCUUCAAUUCUCAAAGCUUCUUCAUCGAAAAGGUUUUCACAUAACCUUUGUCAACACCGACUUCAACCACCAACGUUUCAUCAAAUCCAUGGGUGCCGGCGCCUUAGACGGCCUGCCGGACUUCCGGUUCCAAACCAUCCCGGACGGUCUACCCCGUUCCGAUCCCGAUGCCACCCAAAGCUUCUUCUCUCUUUGUGAUUCCAUUGCCAACAACAUGUUGCCUCCAUUUUCCGACCUCCUCGACAACCUCAACAAUCCCCAACCAACUUGCAUUGUCUCGGAUCCUUACAUGACGUUUACAAUGACGGCAGCAGAAAAGCUUGGAAUCCCCAUACUUAUGCUCUCCACCAUCUCUGCAUCCGCCCUUAUGCUUUGCAACCAGGUUUCUUCGGCGAGGGACAAAGGGCUCAUACCACUUAAAGAUGAGAGCUUUCUGACAAAUGGGUAUUUGGAAACGACUGUAGACUGGAUUCCAGGUAUGAAAGACAUCCGUUUGAUGGAUUUCCCGAGCUUUAUUCGAACCACAGAUCCAAAUGACUUUACAAUUAGCAUUAACAUCGUAAUGGAAGUAAUGGAGAAAGCUACAAAAGCUUCAGGAGUUGUAAUCCAUACAUUUGAUGCCUUAGAGGGAAAAGUUUUGGGUGCUCUGUCACCUCUGUUUCCUAAUGUUUAUGCAGUUGGACCACUCCAACUAUUACUGAAUCACUCACCCAACGAUGACCCUUUGAAGGCAGUUGGGUAUAGUUUAUGGAAAGAAGAAGAUGAGUGCCUCCAUUGGCUUGAUUCCAAGCAACCCAAUUCAGUGAUAUAUGUGAAUUUUGGCAGCAUAGCUGUCAUGACCCAACAACAGUUGCUUGAAUUUGCUUGGGGGCUUGCAAAUUGCAACUUUCCAUUUUUGUUCAUUGUAAGGCCUGAUCUAGUUAAUGGUGAAUCCGCAAUUUUGCCGCCGGAGUUUUUGUUAGAAACUAAAGAAAGAGGUGUAAUAGCUACUUGGUGCCCUCAAGAGGAGGUGUUGAACCACCCCGCAGUCGGGGUGUUCUUAACACACUGCGGUUGGAAUUCAAUGAUUGAAGGCCUGUCGGCCGGGGUGCCGUUGCUUUGUUGUCCAUUCUUUGGGGAUCAGCCAACAAAUUGUAGGUAUGCUUGCAAUGUGUGGAGGAUUGGGAUGGAGAUUGAGAAUAAUGCCACAAGAAAGGAGGUGGGGAAGAUUGUGAGAGAGUUGAUGGAGGGAGAGAAUGGUAAGAAAAUCAAGCAGAAUGUGUUGGAGUGGAAGAAAUUAGCAGAGGAGGCCACGGAUCUGCAUGGUUCAUCAUUCAGAAAUUUGGAAGAUUUAGUCAACUUGCUUUUAUCAAAAGGUUAAUUAAUUAGAAGAUUAACAAGACACUUGCUGGGCUAAUUAAUGAUGUAAACUGUAGCUUAUUUUAGUGCAGCAGAAGUUUAAUUAAUUAAAUAAGGAGUUUUAUCUCCAUUUGUUUA